AGUGUCCGCGCGGGCGACGCCCCUCUCCCCGCCCAGCCCCGCGGCCUCCGCCGCCCCGGCCGCGGUUUUCCUGGCGAGCCCGCGGUGGCCUCAGCGGGCUCAGAGCCUGGACUAGGCGCGCGGCAGCGGGCAGCCCCGGCCGGAGCACCGGUUCGCGCCUUCCUCGCCGCCACACGCAGAGCCUGGAGUGGUGCUGGGGACAUGGUGCCUUACUAUUUAAUGAAAUGUUCACAGGUUGAAUGACUUAAAUGUGCACAAAUAAUUGAUUGCCUGGAGAAAUGGAUACUUCUCCCUCCAAAAAAUAUCCAGUUAAAAAACGGGUGAAAAUACAUCCAAACACAGUAAUGGUGAAAUACACGUCUCAUUAUCCUCAGCCUGGGGAUGGUGGAUAUGAAGAAAUCAAUGAAGACUAUGGAAGUUUUAUGGAAGAAAAUUCAAAGAAAGGCCUGCUCAGUGAAAUGAAAAGAAAAGGAAGAACCUUCUUUGGAACCAUGGAUACCUGCCCUCCAACAGAAGACCCAGUGACCAAUGAGAUUGGACAGUUCCAGAGCUUUGCAGAAAAAAAUAUUUUUCAAUCCAGAAAAAUGUGGAUAGUGCUGUUUGGAUCUGCUUUGGCUCAUGGAUGUGUAGCUCUUAUCACUAGGCUUGUUUCCGAUCGUUCCAAAGUUCCAUCUCUAGAACUGAUUUUUAUCCGUUCUGUUUUGCAGGUCUUAUCUGUGUUAGUUGUGUGUUACUACCAGGAAGCCCCCUUUGGACCAAGUGGAUACAGACUGCGACUUUUCUUUUACGGUGUAUGCAAUGUCAUCUCUAUCACCUGUGCUUAUACAUCGUUUUCAAUAGUUCCUCCUAGCAACGGGACCACUAUGUGGAGAGCCACAACCACCGUCUUCAGUGCCAUUUUGGCUUUUUUACUUGUAGAUGAGAAAAUGGCUUGUGUUGACAUGGCUACAGUUGUUUGCAGCAUCUUAGGUGUUUGUCUUGUCAUGAUCCCCAACAUUGUUGAUGAAGAUAAUUCUUUGUUAAAUGCCUGGAAAGAAGCCUUUGGGUACACUAUGACUGUGAUGGCUGGACUGACCACUGCUCUUUCCAUGAUAGUAUACAGAUCCAUUAAGGAGAAGAUCAGCAUGUGGACUGCACUGUUUACAUUUGGUUGGACUGGGACAGUCUGGGGAAUAUCUACUAUGUUUGUUCUUCAAGAACCCAUCAUCCCACUAGAUGGAGAAACCUGGAGUUAUCUAAUUGCUAUAUGCAUUUGUUCUACUGCAGCCUUCUUGGGAGUUUAUUAUGCCUUAGACAAAUUCCAUCCAGCUUUGGUCAGCACAGUACAACAUCUGGAGAUUGUGGUAGCAAUGGUGUUGCAGCUUCUAGUGUUACAUAUAUUUCCUAGUGUCUAUGAUGUCUUUGGAGGGGUAAUCAUUAUGAUUAGUGUUUUUGUCCUUGCUGGCUAUAAACUUUACUGGAGGAAUUUAAGAAGGCAGGAUUAUCAGGAAAUACUCGACUCUCCCAUUAAAUGAAUACUUGAUUAUUACCUUGUUAAUGUUCAGUUACUAAUAGGUACACUGCCAUUUUAAUGUUCACCUAUAAAUGGUUUUUUGUGUUGUAUAACUGACAGAGUGCUAUAUAUAAUUAAUAUAUGCAGAUGUAGAAAAAUUUAGUCUUCUAAAUAUUAAAUUAUGUGGAAUAUCAUGAA
Messenger RNA from Bubalus bubalis (water buffalo), 1690 nucleotides. RefSeq names its product solute carrier family 35 member G2 (gene SLC35G2). The record is from RefSeq and is a predicted model, not a curated record. Bases 279 to 1514 code for a protein of 411 amino acids. NCBI's taxonomy places the organism in Eukaryota, Metazoa, Chordata, Mammalia, Artiodactyla, Bovidae. Gene Ontology annotation, cellular component: plasma membrane. The transcript is spliced from 3 exons.